Strongylus vulgaris is the source of this 528-nucleotide messenger RNA. The record is from the annotation of a GenBank genome assembly. NCBI's taxonomy places the organism in Eukaryota, Metazoa, Nematoda, Chromadorea, Rhabditida, Strongylidae.
AUGACAGAUUUGCUACAUAAGCAAACAUGUGUUUUCGAAGGAGGAGUUCUCCUCGAUUGUGAUAGUCCGGGAAUGGUGGAUGAUGUCGCGGAUAUUCUCAGGAACUUAUAUGACAACGGGCUUCACGAAGCCUCUUGGUUAGUUUCACGACGUGGGGAGGAGGCUCCGAGGGCGAUCAGUCGACAGAAUUCUCUGUUGACCGAAUGCACAACAGUGUCACGGAUGAUUGCCACGCAGCGUGAAAUAUGUAUUAUGUUGGCUGCACCUAUCUUUCGCGACCGAGUGACCAGAAUUGACGUUCCUUCAUCGGCAACCUUCCCAUUCUUGUGUUCGCUCACUCGUACAGGAAGGCGAUCAUUACUUAUACAAGAAAUGCUGCUCAAUACAGGUGCCCCACGUCUUAUUUCACAUGCUCCAGCAGAAGUAUUUUUUCACACAAGAGCUGAUGCCGAUUAUGUAGUUUUACCUUGUUCCGCUGAAGGGAACCCUUCACCUGAGAUUACUUGGUUCAAGAACGACAUCGAUGUG